Molecule: messenger RNA, 4258 nt
Organism: Cyprinodon variegatus (sheepshead minnow)
Lineage: Eukaryota; Metazoa; Chordata; Actinopteri; Cyprinodontiformes; Cyprinodontidae
Gene: rpgrip1l
Product: RPGRIP1-like
Exons: 28
Coding region: 96-3971 (1291 amino acids)
Biological process (GO): retinal rod cell development; non-motile cilium assembly
Cellular component (GO): photoreceptor connecting cilium
Source: RefSeq, a predicted model, not a curated record
UGCGCAUGCGUUCUUGUACCUUAACGACAUGAACGGUUGUUUCCAUUAGCAACCGUGAUUCUUAGCGGAAUAAAGUAUUUUUCAAAGACUGAAACAUGUCGUUCGUCCAUGAUGAGACAUCUGCAGAUCUCCCUGUCAGAGACAUCGCUGUCAAUCUGUCCCGCCUCGCCGAUGCUCCUCAAGAUCCGUCUGUGCAUCAACACGCUCGGGAGCGGCUGAACGUGGGGAAGCUGUCCAGGGAGGAGCUGGAGGACCGCUUCCUGCGAGUCCAUGAGGAGACGCUGCAGCUGAAGCUGCACAUUCACAAACAGGAUGAAAAGAUUAAGAAGUUGGGAACAAAGCUGAUGAAGCUGGUGAAAGACCGCGGGCGGAUGGAGCAGCUGGCUGCAGGACCAGCACAGCCUCCAUCCAGGUUCCGAGAUGUGGAGAUGGAGGAGAUGGUGGAGGAGCUCCAGGAGAAGGUCAGAGGGCUGCAGGCGGAAAAAGAGGGGCUGAAACAGCGCCUCCUGGUGGCCAAACACCAGCUCCUCAACUCACAGGGCAGACGGCAGACGCAGUAUGAGCACGUGCCGUCCCGGGUGAACUCUGGCAUGAAGAAACUCCGAGAUGAUUCCUCAUCUCUAUCACCUGCUCGUCACAGAAGUAUGCGGAGCUCGGAAGGCCAUGGGAGGCCUCCAACCGGCAAGCUGCCUCGAUACGGACACAGCCUGCUUGAGGAGGCGAGGGCCGAGAUCCGUAACCUAGAGAACGUGGUGGAGUCUCAGCAGAGUCACAUGGAGGAGCUGGAAGCUGCGGCAGAGCGGCUGAGGGAGAAGAUGAGGAGGAAGGAGGAGGAGUUCGAGGAGAAGCUCCUGCAGGCCCGACAGCAGCAAACUUCCACUCUUAGGUCACAGGUCAAUAGCAACACGUCGAUGAUCAGGCUGCAGAAGCAGCUGGCCGACAGAUUCAACUCCGUGACGGAGCUGGAGGGCCGGUAUCAGCUGCUUCAGGAGGCUCAGCAGACGCUGAAGGCGAGCAACGAUGCAGCGCUGGCGAAGGUGGACGAUCUGAAGGCUCAGCUAAAAGACGAGAGGAUGAAGAAUCUGGAGAUGGACAGUAAACUGCAGAUGGUCAACAUCAACAAGAUCAUGGUGGAGCAGUUACAGGAGCGGAUCAGUGACCUGGAGCAGGAGAGGGAGCUGCUGAAGGAGAGCAACAAGGACCUACUGGAAAGCGCCUUUGAUGUUUCCCAGCAGCAGAAGUGGCAGCUUCAGGAGCAGCAGCUGAAGCUGCAGAUCGUUCAGCUGGAGACGGCGCAGAAGGCCGACCUCGCAGACAAAAACGAGGUCUUGGACAGGAUCAAGACUGAGAGAGAUAAAAACCAGCAGCUGACAGAAGAGAAUCAGAAGCUUCAGAUGAAGUUCCUGGAACAGAAGCAGGAAGUAGAGGAGCUGAAGGAGCGGCUGAAGUUCUACGGCAGGGAGAAGGACUACAGCGCGGCUGAACUCACAGAGGCCCUGCUGCUGAUUAAAAAGCGGAAGUCCCAGAAAAGCGGAGAUCUGAGCUUCAUGGCUGAGGUGGACGAGGACGGGAGAUCCGUCAGAGAGCUGAGAGCCGCUCACGCUGAAACUAUCCAAGAACUGGAGAAGACCAGAAACCUCCUAAACAUGGAGAGCCGGAUCAGUAAAGACUACAAGGCGGAGCUGGAAGCCGCUCUGAGGAAGAUGAGCAGUGACAAAGCUGAGUUUGAGCAGACGCUGGCGCGUCAGGCUCAGCUGCUGGAUGCCAGAGCUGCCAGGAUCUCCAAGCUGGAAGAUCAGCUCAGAGACGCUGCUUACGGCACCAAGACUCAAGUCUUCAAGGCAGAGCUGACGGAGGAAGAUGAGUCGGAUGAAGCCGUCAAUCUGGAGCGUGGAGAGAACCUCCUGGAGCUGCAGAUAGUCGGAGCCACACUGUCUCCUUCCGCUCUGAAGGUUCUCAACGACGAAGAUCCCUAUACCUUCUGCACCUACUCCUUUUACCUGUUCGAGCCGCACUCCACCCCAGUGAUGAGUGGCCGCUGUCCUAGAUACGGUUAUACCUCCAAGUACGUGGUGAGCAUGGACGACCCCUUCAUGGACUACCUGCACAGGGGCUCCGUCACGGUGGACCUGCAUCAGGCGCUGGGAGUGGACUGGAGGACGCCGGCGGCAGCUCAGCUCAGGCUGCAUCAGCUGCUGGAACAGGAAGGAAAGGUUUUCGGCAGCAUCCCACUGUGGAGCCACCAGGGGGUGGCCAUGGCCACGCUGUGUGAUACCCUGGCCACCCCACUGGCCAGUGGCGGAGCGGAGGCUUUAGACAGCCAGCAUUUCCCAUGGACCCCAAGGUCCAACAUGAUUAUCGUUGCUUAUGUUAAAGAUUCUUCUCUGCUCAGCAGGUUUCUUCCCAUUUUUAUCAUUAUCUGCCUUCUGCAGCUGACCGUCACCAGCAGGAAUGAGCUCCUCAUCACUGUCCAGCGUUGCAGAGACCUUUGGUCCAGGAGCGCCCAGCAGCCCAGUCCCUACAUCGUCUACAAGUUCUUUGACUUUCCUGAUUAUCCCACGGCCACUGUGGACGACUGCUGCCACCCCGAGUUCAGUGACCAGAAAUCCUACCCCAUUCUGAUGGAUGGAGACCUGGACCGGUACCUGAAGACUGAGGUGCUUCAGUUCUACGUGUUCGACUUCAAGGAGGAGCAGAUGGACACAUAUGUGGGAAAAGCCAGAGUACCGCUGCUGCCUCUGACCAGAGGUCAGGAGGUUUCAGGGCUGUUUGAGCUUGCUGAUCCUGAGGGGAGACCUGCUGGCUCCUUAGAGGUGAUGCUGAGGUGGAUGUUUGUCUACCGUCCCUCACCAGGGGUCAACAUGGCAGCUGAGGAGUCUGGAUUGUUGUCACAGCUUCAUCCCCGUCAGCGGGUUGAUCCUAAACUCGAAGAGGGGAAAGCUGAGAUGGAAAAGAUGGAUGACCAUCUGGAAGAUGAUGAGGAGAAGCUACAGGAGGAAGAGGAGGAGCUCAAGAACCUCAACGCCGCAGCUGCUUCUGAAGUGGCGCCGCACAGAACCAGAGGACAGAAGACUCAGGACAGGGAUGGAGCAGGGGCCAAAAGAGUCACGUUUGUGGGCGUGACGCCUGCAGAGGAUGAGGUGAAGGAGGGAGCUCCAGCAGAGAGUCUAUCAGAGAAACAGAACACAACCUUCACCCCUGAUGUCCAGGUGGCAUCCAGAACCCCUCAGAGUACAACAGAAGACGGCCAUGAUGAUGCUGAUGAUGAUGAGGAAGAGUCUCAUGUUUCUGAGGGGCAGCUGGUGGCGAGCGCUCAGUCAUACUCUGACGACUCUGACAUCACCGAGGAAAUCACUGAAGAUGUGGAGGAAGGUCCAGCAUCUGCGGGCCCUCAGAGAGAGUCCACACAGUCCGACAGCGACGACUGCAUCGUUCAGGGACAGGCCUCAGGGAGAAAGCUUUCUGAGCGAGUCCGGGUGGAGGUGGUCUCUCUGAGCCUGGCGCCGCGGUCCCGGCUGGCGCGGGACGACAGCGUGGUACGGCUGUUUGUGGAGUACAACUUCCUGGAUCUGCCCACUGAGGAGACCCCCCUGUCUCUGCCCAAACCCCCCCUGGGUCGCAGUAUCAACUUCAACUACAGCAAAGUGAUUCCUGUGGAUGCAGAGAACAACAGAGCGAGGCGGCGACUGCUGAGGGAAGUCCUGCGCGGACGGAACGCUCAGAUGGAGAGGAUCCAGUUCACGGUGGUGAGCGAGCCGCCGGAGGAAGAGGAGCAGGAGAGGGAGUGUGAGGAUGUGGGCGUGGCCUACCUGAGGAUCCCUGAGGUGGUGGAGAAGCAGGAGGACGUUGUGGAGGCCAGUCUGAACGUGCUGGACGUGGAGGACAGCAGCGAGGUGGUGGGCCAGCUGACCGUGUCCUUAGAGGGCCUGGAGGCUCUACGGGCCAUCAUGGAGGACCAGGACAAGGAGUGAAGCUGCAACUGCUUUUAUUUUCAGGAGAUAUUCUCUAUUCUGCUCUGUCUGAGAAUAAAGAGAGAUUCAGGUUGGCACGCUUUGGUCUGCUGUGAUUCUGAAGGUCCUGCUGAAUAUUCCACCACAGGAGACUUUAAUGUGUCUGGUUGGAGCAGAGAUCCGUCUGUUGCUGGAUCUUUCUGGACUCAGCUCCAGAACUAUGACGACCCAUCAGGAAACCAUCCAGCAGCUGCCAGUGGAUCGGGUCGGUCCUGAAUGUAUCAGAACUCAGGAAAAAGCUGAAUCUC